Molecule: messenger RNA, 1097 nt
Organism: Pelodiscus sinensis (Chinese soft-shelled turtle)
Lineage: Eukaryota; Metazoa; Chordata; Testudines; Trionychidae
Source: RefSeq, a predicted model, not a curated record
UUGCAUCGCUCGGCCACCGGCAGGCCGGCCCCCGGCAAUGCCCACACCUGGCGCCUUGGCCCGCCGCCGGGGGCCCGGUACAAUGACACCUACCCCCUGUCCCCGCCCCAGCGCAGCGCCGAAGGGGUGCGCUACAGGAUCGCCGUCAUCGCCGACCUGGACACGGGCUCCAAGGGCCCGCAGGAGCACACCUGGUUCAGCUACGCCAGCGGGGACCGCGUGACGGUGGAGUGGGACCGGGCCGACAGCGUGCUGGAGUCCCACCUGGCCGAGAAGGGCCGGGGCAUGGAGCUCUCGGAGCUGGUCGUGUUCAACGGGAGGCUGUACGCCGUGGACGACCGGACCGGGGUGGUGUACCUGAUCGAGGGCACCAAGGUGGUGCCCUGGGUCAUCCUGUCGGACGGGGAUGGUACCGUGGGCAAAGGUGAGCUCUGCCUCUCCCUCGUCGCUUCAAGGCUGUUCGUGGGCGGCCUGGGGAAGGAGUGGACCACCACCACCGGGGAGGUGAUGAACGAGAACCCCGAGUGGGUGAAGGUGGUCGGGUCCAAGGGGGACGUGGCCCAUGAGAACUGGGUGUCCAACUACAACGCGCUGAGGACAGCGGCUGGCAUCAGGCCUCCAGGGUACCUGAUCCACGAAUCGGCCGCCUGGAGCGAGAGGCUGCAGCGCUGGUUCUUCCUGCCACGCCGGGCCAGCCACGAGCGCUACGACGAGAAGGCCGACGAGCACCGGGGCACCAACCUGCUGCUGCGGGCCACGCCGGACUUCAGCAACAUCGCAGUCAGCCACGUGGGGGCUGCCGUCCCCACCCACGGCUUCUCCUCCUUCAAAUUCGUCCCGGACACAGACGACCAGGUCAUUGUGGCCUUGAAGUCCGAGGAGGACGAUGGCAAGGUGGCCACUUACAUCAUGGCCUUCACACUGGACGGGCGUGUCCUGCUGCCAGAGACCCGCAUCGGGGCCACGAAAUACGAAGGGAUUGAAUUUAUUUAAGGGAGCUGCAGAGACCGGAGCGGGGACGUCCCGGGGUCGGGCCUGUGGGGCACGCAGAGCUUGGCGCCGCAGGGGGAGUGCCUCGGCCGGCCUGGAUCCCCGGG